CGUGGGAUGGUUGUAUAGACUUCCGAGUAUCAAAGAUAAAACGGUCUCAUUGUACGCAAUCCAAUUUAUUCUAUAUCUGAUAAAGGACCGAACUCUGUGUACUCCCCAACGCUCCUUCGAGCCAUGGCAGAAGAAAGUUCAUCAUCGGUAACACCAUUCCUGCCUGAAAUCUAUGGAAGCGACUCAGGAUGGGUUGAAGCUCGUACCUCGUGUGACCACCUCAGUGUGAUUUCUUCUGAUCUCAGUCAUAUUCCAGCCAUGGAUACUCCCUGCUCCAGGUGUGAUCAUCCAGCUGAAAAUUGGUUAUGCCUCAGUUGUAACAACAUUUUCUGCAGUCGCUUCAUUAAUGGCCACAUGCUUGAGCAUUAUCAAGAAGCUGGUCAUUGUCUUGCUCUCAGCUAUAGUGAUCUAUCAGUUUGGUGUUUCUUGUGCGACGCUUAUCUAGAUGCACAAGUGAUUUUACAACUCCGACCUGUCUAUGAAACUGCUCACCUACUGAAGUUUGGAGAAAGCCCCCCCUUUCUGAGUAUGGAACUAGGUUAAGAUCUUCACCCGGUCAACUUUUAGAGGCAUUUUGAUAAAAUAUCAUUUCGACAUUGUUCUAUAAUCUAGAUUAUAGCUCUUAGAACAGCAUUAAUUUAUAUAUCCAUCAUAUGAACAUAUGGUCUAUGGACUAUUAAGCUCUCUCAAGAAUUCCAAUUAUUUAAAAAACAAUCAUAUGAACAUAUGGUCUAUGGACUAUUAAGCUCUA
This is a messenger RNA of Amborella trichopoda, 751 nucleotides long. RefSeq names its product histone deacetylase-like protein. The record is from RefSeq and is a predicted model, not a curated record. NCBI's taxonomy places the organism in Eukaryota, Viridiplantae, Streptophyta, Magnoliopsida, Amborellales, Amborellaceae. Gene Ontology annotation, molecular function: zinc ion binding.